Molecule: messenger RNA, 1344 nt
Organism: Theobroma cacao (cacao)
Lineage: Eukaryota; Viridiplantae; Streptophyta; Magnoliopsida; Malvales; Malvaceae
Product: heat shock 70 kDa protein
Molecular function (GO): ATP binding; ATP-dependent protein folding chaperone
Source: RefSeq, a predicted model, not a curated record
AGAAUCUCCAAUCAGAACAAAUUCCUCAAAGCGAUCAGAGCAAAGCUAUCAUCGAGAACCCAACUAAUCUCUCACUUCUCUUGUAUAGUUUUUUCUCCGUUUUCUUCAACAAAUGGCUGCCAAAGCUCAAGGCAAGGCAAUUGGGAUCGAUCUCGGAACCACAUACAGCUGCGUUGGAGUGUGGCAAAACGACCGCGUGGAGAUUAUAGCCAAUGAUCAAGGCAACAGAACCACCCCUUCUUACGUAGCUUUUACCGACACCGAGCGGCUCAUAGGCGAUGCAGCCAAAAACCAAGUCGCCAUGAACCCUCAGAACACUGUCUUCGAUGCUAAACGUCUCAUUGGUCGUCGUUUCUCUGACCCUUCUGUGCAAAGCGACAUGAAGCAUUGGCCUUUCAAGGUCGUUGCUGGCCCUGGUGACAAGCCAAUGAUUGUGGUUACAUACAAGGGUGAAGAGAAACAGUUUGCGGCGGAAGAAAUUUCUUCUAUGGUAUUGACCAAGAUGAAGGAGGUCAGAGAAACAGUUUUGAUUCAGGUGUAUGAAGGUGAAAGAGCUAGAACCAAGGACAACAAUUUGCUUGGCAAAUUCGAGCUGACGGGCAUCCCACCAGCACCAAGAGGUGUUCCUCAGAUCAAUGUCUGCUUCGACAUUGAUGCAAAUGGCAUUCUGAAUGUGUCUGCGGAGGACAAGACUGCAGGAGUGAAGAACAAGAUCACAAUUACUAACGAUAAGGGAAGAUUGAGUAAGGAAGAAAUUGAAAGAAUGGUGCAAGAAGCAGAGAGAUACAAAGCAGAGGAUGAGGAGGUGAAGAAGAAAGUGGAGGCGAAGAAUUCCCUUGAGAACUAUGCAUACAAUAUGAGGAACACUGUGAAAGAUGAGAAGUUUGCUGGAAAACUUGAUCCCUCAGACAAGCAGAAGAUCGAGAAGGCUAUUGAUGAGACUGUUGAAUGGCUAGACAGGAACCAAUUUGCAGAAGUUGAUGAAUUUGAGGACAAGUUGAAAGAACUGGAAGGCAUAUGCAAUCCAAUCAUUUCAAAGAUGUAUCAAGGUGGGGGUGGAGAUGUGCCAAUGGGUGGUACUGAGAUGCCGAGCAGUGGAUAUGGCAAAGCUGGGUCUGGUGGUACUGGUGCUGGACCUAAGAUCGAGGAAGUUGAUUAAGUCUCAUGAAAUGGGAUUUUCCAGGAUGUUCUGCUUGUGAGACCUGCUAUACUUUGCUCUUUUUUCCUUUGUUUUUGCUUCUGUUGAGUGGGUGUAUAUUUUCCUAAUGGAUUAGGUGAGGUUUGAGAGAGAUACAUAAAUGAAAACUUUGUAGCAAUGUAAUAAAAAGUUUAAAAUUGUUUUCA